UCAGCAUCAGCGCUUCAUGACCGCGUUUCCUCCUCGUCUCCCGCUCCCAUCUUCUGCUGCACGUCCGCCGUAGCGUACGGUGCCGGAGAAGGGCGCCUUUGCCCAAGACGACCCCGCAAGUACCCCAAACGCUGUGAGAUUUGGACAUCUCGGCAUCACCUCCAGGCGCUCGUACCCCGGGUCCCCCCAUCUCGUUCCCAACCAGCAUGAAGGCAGGACUAGGAGGGAUGCGCGCGGGACUCGGUGUGGUCUGCAUACUCAGUCGCAUAGCGCGCGCGACGUUUGUCGAUCCCCUACCUCAGUCGUGGUUCUUCGACUUCUACUCCCCAGAUGAUCUCGCGCAACCUCUCCUCUUCCCCGUGGUCCGGCAGUGCGACACACUGACCAUUCAAUGGACCUCCGAGGGCGCGUCAGACCCGAAACCCUCCCCGCCGUACAGCUUGACGGUCCUCUCGUCAGCCUAUGAUUAUCCGAUUACGCUCCCCGCGGGGGACGGGAACAGCGUGGCUUACCAGGUCACCUCUCCGCCGCAAAGCCAGUUUCAAAUAUGCAUGUUCGACUCAGCAGGCAACACCGGCGGCUGCCAGCGCAUAUACUCCGUCCUCGCAUCUGAUUCGACCCCAACCUGCGAUAAUUCGUCCCUGCCCGACGCACCCGCGCUCCUGGAUGUGAAGGCUACAGAUGACGAUGGGACGUUGGCGAAUGAUCAGAACGGGCCGGGGGAGUGCACGAGUGUUGUCUUCGCAUCGCAGAAUGGGACGGGGCCGUAUAACUUGACGAUCUUUCCACCCGGCCACCCUCCGUACAACCUCACUACGGACGAGGACAGCAGUGCCUCGAACUCAGAUGAUGACGGAGCCCUUGACUGGACUGUCGCACUCUCCGCCUCUAAUGUCUUCUGGGCCGCGGUCGCGGACAGCACGGGCGCGCAAUGGCUCUACCCGCGCCCGAUCCGGGUCGGCGAGGGCGAAGACACGCUAUGUCUCUCGGGGAACACCUCCCUCCCCUCCGGCAUCUCCCCCGGUGCCGCAGCCGGCAGCGGCGUCGGCGGUCUUGUCGGAGGCUUGCUCCUUGGCGCCCUCGCCGCCUGGCUCGCUUUCCGCAGGCGCUUUCCGAGUGAUGGGAGCUCGGGGUCAGGCUCGCCGACGGAUUAUCGUGUCGUGCCGUUUACGGAUGCGGACGUGGGAGGCAGGGAAGGUAGGUGGAAGGCUUGACUUUGGCGUCCUGGAUUUGUUGAGCCCUCUCGAUGGAUGUUUCCUCACCAUGACUGUUGUUUGUCCACCAUAACGGGUGCUUCUCCACCAUGACUGUUGUUUCUCCACCACGACUGUUGUUUCCCCACCAUAACGGGUGUUUCUCCGCCAUGACUGCUUUUUCUUUGACCCGAUCGCUAUUUGUCUCGAAGUCAAGUACUCACCACACCUACCCACAGACGCCCCCUCCUUCGCUGACCGCCUCGUCGCGCCGCAGCGGAAGAGCGUGUACGUCGUGCACGGGCUCGGCGGCGCGCCGGUCACGGUGUAUCAUGGAGAUGAUACGCGCGUCGUCGAGCUGCCGCCGGGGUACGUAGAUGCGCGGACG
Schizophyllum commune H4-8 is the source of this 1581-nucleotide messenger RNA. RefSeq lists its product as uncharacterized. The record is from RefSeq and is a predicted model, not a curated record. Lineage: Eukaryota; Fungi; Basidiomycota; Agaricomycetes; Agaricales; Schizophyllaceae. The transcript has 11 exons. The coding region runs from base 207 to 1214 and encodes 335 amino acids.